This is a messenger RNA of Cebus imitator (Panamanian white-faced capuchin), 2634 nucleotides long. RefSeq names its product syncytin-2-like. The record is from RefSeq and is a predicted model, not a curated record. The transcript is spliced from 2 exons. The coding region runs from base 457 to 1800 and encodes 447 amino acids. Lineage: Eukaryota; Metazoa; Chordata; Mammalia; Primates; Cebidae.
CCUAAGAGUUAGGGAAGAGUAGGACGUGAGUAUAAAAGAACAAACGCUAUAUUAAUCCAGGGCCGGUACCACCAGAAGAUCAGCUCGUUCCUCUCUCUGGAACAUCCUUUGCCUAAUAAAUCUUGCAGGGUGGUUAUUAGAGUGUCUCAUCCAAUUCUUUGUUCAUAACACCAAGAACCUGAAACUCCAACUUCCAACCCAGUAACAUUUUGGUGAGCCCGUCAAGAGGGUCAAGCCUGCAAUACGUAAAGCUCCAGACCUGGAACCUGAAGCUCCCAUCAAUCACUACACCUUUGAACCUGUGGAAGAUCCGAUGUACCUGUUUAAAAGACAUUCAACAGAUAAGUAAAUACUUACCAACUUUCCCUGGUGUCUUUGUUGCAUAGUUACUGUGGGUUAAAUAAUCCUAGUUAUUUAUAUAUAAUAUUUAUCAUUUAACUACUUGCUUCCCCCUCAAUGGAUAUACUUUUUAUGUCCAUAAUCCUAUUUUCACCAAUAUUGGGGGUCCAGCCCCAAUACCAAGUGUUUAAACAGAUUCAACAGUUAGCCAUGCUAACUAACUUGACUUCCUGUUACAUUUGUACCUCAGGGUCACUAUCAGCUGAAGUUUUACCACUACCAUUAGAAGAUAUAGUCAAGGUCAAUGCCAGAGUCACUGUUGCCACCCAGUCAAAAGCUACAUAUCCCAAUCCAGCUGCGGAAAGCUUAUUCCAAACAGUCUUAGCUCAGACCAUAAGAAACAUCCCAAAUUUAAAUUUUACAAAUGCCCCAAAUCCUGUAAGGGUUUUUCACAACCUAACCUCAGAGAGCCAAUUCCCAAUUUGUUUUACUUCCCACCGAGUGAAUGGGACCUUUGUGGGAUCCCUAAACAAUUGUUCAUAUGAGGUCGUCCUCAGCUGGACAAAUCAAGAGAAACAUUAUAAUUCCUCAGAAACAAAAAUCAAUUCAUAUCGCAAACCAGGAAAACAACACCAAUUCCUUCUCCUUAAGUAUCCUGAUCCAAGAAAACCUCAAUAUACAAGUAAUACCAAUACUUCCAAUAUUUCCACUGGUUGGAAUACAGUUUUAAUCAACAAUUCAUCUUUGCCUCUAGCUCAAGCUUUGGCUUGGGGGAUCCAAAGAUCAUUCUUAAGAUUCCACCCCAGCUUAUCUUUCCAGUCCAAGCUUACUGCGCAACUUGGUGUGGCUGGAACACUUUUAUGGGAACUCACUGGAACUUCCUCCAGUGGUUUAGACCCACCUUUGGAACUAGCAUCAUGGGGAUAUAAGGUAUCUUUGGACCCUGGGCAAGGAUUGUAUUUCAUAUGCGGAAAUUCAGGGUACUUGAGUCUUCCAAGCCAAUGGAAAGGGACUUGUGGCAUUGCCGCUUUACUUCCAAGACUGUCUUAUGCAAAUGCUAGUACAAAAUUCCCAUUCCAUAUAAGACACAGCCAUGCAUCUGUAAAAAGGGCAGCUCCAGCGGUAUUACAUCCUUUGGCAACUGCAGUAACAGGACUUUUAGGAACCACACUCGGGUCCAUUUCUCUUCACUUGUCUUCACAACAAACACAGGCUUUGGCAGAAAUUACAGCAGCUGUCCAAGAACAGCAACAACAUAUAGAUUCCCUGGCGGGCAUUGUCUUACAAAACAGGAGGAGGCUAGAUCUCCUCACAGCUAAUCAAACGGGAUUAUGCGUUUUUCGAAAAGAAGACUGUUGUUUCUAUGUUAACUCCUCAGGCAAGAUACUGGGACAUCUGACUAAGGCAACCAAUGUCAUUACUAAUUUAAGAACUGCAGAAAACACCCUAAAUUCUGUUUAAACAAUUGCAAACAGUUGGAUAGCCCAUUUUACAGGACCCUUAACUGUAAUUCUUCUGUUGUUAAUUUUUGGCCCUUACACUGUAAAUUUGUUAACCAGAUUUAUUUCUUCCUGUUUAGAAUCUAUCAAGCUACAAAUGGCUCUAUUGCCUGAAGCCCCAGACAUCAUCAUACAAGAAAUAAGUCUAGACUUCCUAAUUUCCUGCUGGAUAGAGCAGGGUGAGAGUUCUGUGGUCCCCUGUUAGGUAGGGCCAACAGUCCCACUCAGCCGGAAGCAGCUAUAGAAGAAAGAACUUCGACCCUCAGCAAGCUGUAAAGAUUUAUGGAGACCACAUCUCUCAGAGGGAAUUGAGGCAGGAGAAUAGGGAAGGAAGUCAGAAGAUUAACCAGGAGCCCGUUCUCAGCAAAACAAGCAUAAGGCACCACCUGCUAAGGAAAUUGAAGCGAUGAACCAAUGCUUUCUGCAGUAAACAUAUCUGGUAUAACCUGGAAUGGGACAGUCACUGAAAGAGGAGCACGUGCAUUAGGGGUAAAAUGUGUCCUCAGGAUAACAUUUUAUUAUAAUAAGCUACUUAAAGCCCAUACGUAUAGAAUGCAUAUCAUACAUACACUUAAAAUUAUGGAAUGGCAGGCAUGCGCAGGUGCACUAAGAGAGAAAAACAACAAGAACACUGAUAUUUCAAUUAUAGGCAACCCCCUCCCUAAAAGUUAAGCAAGAGUAGUAAGGCGGUAUAAACGAACAAAGGCUAUGUUAACCCAAGGCUGAUACCACUCGUGGACCAGCCCAUUCCUCUCUCUGGAACAUUCUUUGCUUAAUAAAUCUUGCGGGGUCAUUA